AGUUCCCUCAGUGCAACAGUAAAGUCGGAGUUCGCGUUCGUGUCUUACAUAUUUUGUUUCAAUUGAAAUCAAGCGUGAAAUCUUAGUAAUGAAGCCUGUGAUCUGCUUACUGGCUCUCACCCUCGCCACCGCCAAUGCCGGUCUUUUGCCACACCACGGCCACGACACGCACAUCGUGGAAGGUGCCCACCAUGUUGACAUACCACAUGGCAGCGGCAUCCAUCUGGGCCACUCAUCCGCCAUCGUAAUCGAUACCGACGGCGCUGCGGAACACAUCGAAUCGCAUCCGGUCUAUCAUCAUGAUGAUCACAGCGCACAUGUCGAUGUGCAUCCGAUCGUGCAUGACUCUCAUCUUCAUCACGAUGUGCAUCAUGAUGUCCACCAUGACAUACACCAUACCGCAGCCGCUGCCAAAAUUGUGCACCACGAGUCAAUCCACCAUGUCGAGCCUGUGCAUCAUGUCACCAAAGUGGUGCAUCAUGAGCCACACCAUUUCUUGCACUACGUAAAACCGGUGAUUGAUCAUCAUGUCAUACACCAGGACAAUCAUCAUGAUGAACAUUUGCAUGCACAUGAUUUGCAUCAUGCUGAGGCCUAUCACGCUCCACUGUUGCACCAUCACGAACAUGUCGCUCAUCAUGCUCAUUUGGUGGAUCAUCAUCACCAUCACGCUGCUUUGGUGCAUCAUGUGCCCGCUCACACACACGCCGCUGUGGUGCACAAAAUCUACCCAGGCGAUGCGCAUCACGGCAGCAUUCUGGCCUUCGCUCGCCACGCCCUCCAUGGCAAAUACGGCAAAGUGAAGAUCACCGAGAAACUUUACUAAUCGAUUUCAUAAUGAAAAUUCAAUAAGAACAACAAUAACAAAGCUCAUCUAGCAACUAAAUCAACGCGAACCUAGUGAAAUGGCACAACGAAUAAAACUCAUAGUUAAUUUAUUAAACGAAUUCAAAGUGCUGCUAAGGGCACAUAGAAAACAUAUAUAAUACAUGCGCGCACGCACACAUACAUACAUACACAUGUAUACAUUUGCUAACAUUCACCUGGCGUCUGUCGCAUCCUACUAAAUAGCAUCAUUUCGCUAGUCUAGUAUAGUUAUUAUAAUUUUAGCAUAUUUUUCCUAACAUUCAAUGUAAGAUUAUACUCUUCUCUCUUCGUGCUGAGAGUGUUUCCCAUACAAGAGGGCUUAACACUCUAACUUAUUAGUUGUUUUGUACAAAAUUUAAUAAAAUUAAAAUUCUAAAAUAUGUCGAAGUGCAAAUGUAAAUAAUGUAUUUUUUUCAAAGAAAGCGGCAGCACUUAAAUUAUAGAUUACCUCAAAAUAAAAGAAUUUAAACAGAAACAAGAAAAAAAGUUAACUUCGGCUGCACCGAAGCUAGAAUACCCUUCACAAAUAGAAAAAGACGUUACAAGAACUUGAUU
Messenger RNA from Bactrocera oleae (olive fruit fly), 1422 nucleotides. Its product is annotated as protein dissatisfaction. NCBI's taxonomy places the organism in Eukaryota, Metazoa, Arthropoda, Insecta, Diptera, Tephritidae. The record is from RefSeq and is a predicted model, not a curated record.